This is a messenger RNA of Geodia barretti, 1701 nucleotides long. The record is from the annotation of a GenBank genome assembly. Lineage: Eukaryota; Metazoa; Porifera; Demospongiae; Tetractinellida; Geodiidae.
AUGACCACCAAGUAUAUUUUCGUUACCGGUGGAGUGGUAAGUUCUAUCGGCAAAGGCAUCUGCGUUGCCUCUAUCGGCCGCAUCCUUAAGAGCCGAGGGCUAUCCGUCUCCGUAGUUAAGCUGGACCCCUACCUGAAUGUCGACCCCGGAACCAUGUCUCCCUACCAGCACGGCGAGGUUUUCGUAACCAAGGACGGGGGAGAGACGGACCUGGACCUGGGCCAUUACGAGCGGUUCAUCGACGUAGAUCUGACCCGUUCCUCCAACCUCACGGCCGGCCAGGUUUACAUGACCCUGAUCGCCAGGGAAAGACGGGGGGACUUCCUGGGUGGCACCAUACAGACGGUGCCCCACGUUACCAACGAAAUCAAGGCCCACCUCACUGACCUGGCAGGAGAGUCCGACGUGGACGUUGUGGUGGUGGAGGUUGGAGGCACCGUAGGCGAUAUAGAGGGAUUGCCCUUCCUGGAAGCAAUCCGCCAGAUGCGCAAGGACGUGGGCCGCAACAACGUCUGCUACGUGCAUCUGACCCUGCUGCCCUACAUCACCGGCGCAGAGGAGUUGAAGACCAAGCCAACCCAGCACAGUGUCAAGGAAUUGCGGAGUAUUGGCAUCCAGCCCGACGCCCUGAUCUGCCGCAGCGACUUCCCCAUAUCAGACUCGAUCAAGGAAAAACUUUCCCUGUUCUGCGACGUGGACGGAGAGGCAGUUGUACCCCUGGAAACGGUGGACAACGUUUACGAAGUACCGCUGAUUCUGGAAAACGCCGGCCUGGGUGACUACAUCGUUAGUCUCCUUAACCUGGGGGGACACCCCCGGGAUUUGAGCGAAUGGUCCAGGAUGGUGGAGCGGAUGCAGCAGCCCAAGGGAAGCCUGCCCAUAGCCAUCGUCGGCAAGUACGUGGAGUACCCCGAUUCGUACCUUUCGGUCAGAGAGGCCCUGCGCCACGCCGGAACGGCCCACGACAAGGAUGUGGAAAUCAAGUGGGUGCAUUCGGAAGAUAUUGAACGGGACGGGCCGGAAAUUCAUCUGGACGGUGUCAGCGGCAUCGUGGUGCCCGGCGGUUUCGGCCAAAGAGGCGUCGAGGGAAUGAUUGACGCGGUGCAUUACGCCCGCGAAACAAACCUGCCUUACCUCGGACUUUGCCUGGGCAUGCAGGUUAUGGUAAUAGACUGGGCGAGGCACGUUUUGGGACUGGAGGGAGCCAAUUCAUCGGAACUGGACCCAGAUACUCUCCAUCCGGUCAUACAUAUCAUGCCAGAUCAGGAAGCGGUGACCGACAUGGGCGGCACCAUGCGCCUGGGCGGAUAUCCCUGCCGCCCGCAGAAGAAUACGUUGACCCUCUCCGCCUACCGUGACGAGGAAGUCGAAGAGCGGCACCGGCACCGGUUCGAGGUGAACAACCACUACCGGGAGAACCUGGAAAAGUCGGGGAUGAUCAUGGGCGGCCUUUCCCCAGACGGCAAGCUGGUGGAAACGGCGGAGGUAGCGGGCCAUCCCUUUAUGGUAGGGGUGCAGUUUCAUCCGGAAUUCCGGUCCCGGCCCAAUCGCCCCCACCCCCUGUUCUGUGAGUUUAUCGCCCAGUCCGUGAAAACGAUCGGGAAGGCGCUCAGCAGCCUCUUCCCCUUGACGCAAAGUAAGCGAGUUGCCGAGCAGCGCGUAUCGGCAAACCGACCGGUUCAGCAAACAGCUUUUAAGUAA